Messenger RNA from Mauremys reevesii (Reeves's turtle), 1520 nucleotides. RefSeq names its product forkhead box E3 (gene FOXE3). The transcript has a single exon. The record is from RefSeq and is a predicted model, not a curated record. Gene Ontology annotation, biological process: anatomical structure morphogenesis; cell differentiation; regulation of transcription by RNA polymerase II. Gene Ontology annotation, molecular function: RNA polymerase II cis-regulatory region sequence-specific DNA binding; DNA-binding transcription factor activity, RNA polymerase II-specific. Bases 1 to 1005 code for a protein of 334 amino acids. NCBI's taxonomy places the organism in Eukaryota, Metazoa, Chordata, Testudines, Geoemydidae.
AUGAACCCGGGCAGCUUCCCCUACCUGCAGGCCAUGGGCAGCCCGCCCGGCUCCCCCGCCGCCGCCGCCGCGCCGGAGCCCGGGAGCCCGGAGCGGGAGCCGCCGCCGCCGCCCGCCCCGGAGGAGCCGGCGGGCAGCGGCGGGCGGCGGCGCAAGCGGCCGGUGCCGCGGGGGAAGCCGCCCUACAGCUACAUCGCCCUGAUCGCCAUGGCCAUCGCCCACGCGGCCGAGCGGCGCCUGACGCUGGGCGGCAUCUACCGCUUCAUCACCGAGCGCUUCCCCUUCUACCGCGACAACCCCAAGAAGUGGCAGAACAGCAUCCGCCACAACCUGACGCUGAACGACUGCUUCGUCAAGGUGCCGCGGGAGCCGGGCCACCCGGGCAAGGGCAGCUACUGGGCGCUGGACCCGGCGGCCGAGGACAUGUUCGACAACGGCAGCUUCCUCCGCCGCAGGAAGCGCUUCAAGCGCGCCGACCUGGCCACCUACCCGGCCUACGCCGCCUUCGGCCCCGCCGCGCCCUACGCGCCCGCCGGCUACAGCCCGCCGCUGCCCGCGGCCGCCCCCUACCCGCGGGGCUUCACCAUCGACAGCCUCAUGGGCGGCGCCGCCGAGCUCCUGGGCCCCGCCGAGCUGGGCGAGCCCGCCUGCUUCCCGAUCCCGCCCGCCAGCCCGCUGGGCCGGGCCUACCCUACUCCGCCUCGCCGCCGCCGCCGCCGCCCCACCUGCCCGGGCCCCCCAGCGGCUACUCCCCGCCCGGCGGCGCCCCGCUCUACGGCGCCGCCGGCCGCCUGGGCCUGCCGCCCGUGCGCCCCGCCGCCGCCGCCGCCUCCUGCGCCGAGCACCCCGAGCCGCUCCUGGCGCUGGCCGGGCCGCAGUUCGGCCCCAGUCCCGUCUACAUGCGGCAGCCCGGCUUCGCUUCGGGACUCGAGCGGUACAUGUGACUGCACUGGCUGCACUGGAAGUAGGAGCAGGCCCCCCGCGUACAACCCUUUUCCAUGUUGAUGGGGGACACACUGUACUUGAAUGCAUCUUUGUUUUUACUGUACAUAUGUAGAUUAUUUCAUCCUAACCCUGUAAGGCGCCGCAUAAUGCGUUGUGCUGCAUGGCGCUGAGUGUGAAACACAUUGUCUGUUGCAUUGCACAUGUGCUGUCAAACACGUCGUGUAUUGCAUAUGCAUCGUACUGUCUCCUGUGCGCAUUGAUUGCCCGACCCACUUCAGUGCACACUACCAUGUGGUAUGCCCGAUUCAUUGCAUAUGCCUUUUAUAAUACAUGGGAGUGCAUUGUUGUAUGAAUUAUGAUUCACGGGAUAAUGCAUUUAGUAGUGCACUGUGUAAACCAUUGUGUAAGGUGCUGUUACCUUGUAGAUUUGUAAACAUUCCAGGAUGUCCCGUUUUUUUUUCCUCUUGUUGGGUUCAUAACCUAUAACCGGACAGAUAGUUAGCAAAACUACUAGGUAUGGGAUUUUUUAUUAGUAUUUAAGACUUUACCCUUUUUCUUCCCCUGAAGGAAAAAAC